AUGCUAAUUGCGCGAGCUGGUCAAGCAGAUAUAAAUAGCGUCAAGGAACGCGCUAAGACGAUUUUAAAUCGUCUUAAAAAUGCUUCAACUCUUGUAGCGUCCGCGCUGCCCAACCUUCACACCUCCUCCUCCAAGCGUGCGCGUCCUCUUGCCGCGGGCUCCGGCCCUGACCUUUCCGGCAUCGAAGCCAGUCUCACCCUUCUCACCCAGGCUAUUCAGGUGCAGACCGAAGUUGCCGCUCAAGCUGCAAAUAUCGAGUUGCCGGUCUGGCGGGACCAGACCGAGGGCUGGGAGGAGGAAACUAAUCCUCCUGAGUUGAAUGCAGCAGCAGCUGCCGCUGCUCCUUCUGCUGCUGCUCCUCCUGCCACCGCUAGCGCUAGCGCUAGUGAGGAUGAGAAUAAGGACAAGAACAAGAAUAAAGAUAAAGAUAGAGAUAAAGAGUAA
Endocarpon pusillum Z07020 is the source of this 444-nucleotide messenger RNA. RefSeq lists its product as uncharacterized. Bases 1 to 444 code for a protein of 147 amino acids. The transcript is spliced from 4 exons. The record is from RefSeq and is a predicted model, not a curated record. NCBI's taxonomy places the organism in Eukaryota, Fungi, Ascomycota, Eurotiomycetes, Verrucariales, Verrucariaceae.